Messenger RNA from Pyricularia pennisetigena, 636 nucleotides. RefSeq lists its product as uncharacterized. The transcript is spliced from 2 exons. The record is from RefSeq and is a predicted model, not a curated record. Lineage: Eukaryota; Fungi; Ascomycota; Sordariomycetes; Magnaporthales; Pyriculariaceae. Bases 1 to 636 code for a protein of 211 amino acids.
AUGGUCAACGAGAAGUGGCCCAAAAUGCCGUUCGGCCCAUCGCUAGGGACAGACGAAAUGAACUGGGCCUGGGUGUACACAGCGCCCAAGACGUUCAACAACCCCAAAAAGCUUUGGUCCGACUACUGGAUGCGCUACAAGACCGUCGUAAUCUCACUCCAGGGUAUGGAUUUCUAUUUCAAGGACGUCAUGGCCGCCGCCCGGGAGUGUGAGACGCGUGACGAGUUGGAGAAGUUUCUCGAUGCAAAUAUGAACAACGUGUCGAAGAACUCGAGAACGCAAUCCGCGCAAUGCUCAGAACCCUCUUUGGAGAGUUUCGCUCAGAUCUUCUAUGAAGGCAUCCUGCCCGACGCCGGGGCGCGCGGUCCGCCGCCUGCAAACAGAGUUGAGGUCGCUGUCAAGGAUGAGGAUUUAGAAAAUUAUCCGAGCCUUGAAUCGCAGCGGUCGCCCUUGGAAUUUCUUCGUAGCAAUUUGGAUAGUAUUGUGGAAAGAGGCCAUGAUUUCACCUACACGCGGGACAUACACGAGGUUGUCGACGAACAUGAUGUCCAGCCGGCGUGCAAGAGUUUCCAGAUUUUGACGCGAAGCUCCGACGGGAGCUUCGGAAAUGAGAUAAACUCACCAUGUAAAUCGUGA